AUGGCUGCGUAUCAACAGCUGGCUCAUAAAGAGCUGUUUGCCUUGCAAACUUUGGACAGUGUUCCAGUUGACAUAAUAGCGACAGACUUUCAACAGGAAAGACGGACUGCAAUACCAUGGUAUCUGAAUGGGUGCUUGCUGACUAAGGCAUUGAUUUUCGGUGUAAUCUUUUCAUGGACUUUGGUGGUUAUCUACCAGGUUAUAAGAGUGUCCUCGUAA
Messenger RNA from Paraglomus brasilianum, 219 nucleotides. The record is from the annotation of a GenBank genome assembly. Lineage: Eukaryota; Fungi; Glomeromycota; Glomeromycetes; Paraglomerales; Paraglomeraceae.